Messenger RNA from Photinus pyralis (common eastern firefly), 942 nucleotides. Its product is annotated as adenylate cyclase type 5-like. Bases 37 to 942 code for a protein of 301 amino acids. The record is from RefSeq and is a predicted model, not a curated record. Gene Ontology annotation, cellular component: plasma membrane. The transcript has 6 exons. NCBI's taxonomy places the organism in Eukaryota, Metazoa, Arthropoda, Insecta, Coleoptera, Lampyridae. Gene Ontology annotation, biological process: adenylate cyclase-activating G protein-coupled receptor signaling pathway; intracellular signal transduction; adenylate cyclase-inhibiting G protein-coupled receptor signaling pathway. Gene Ontology annotation, molecular function: adenylate cyclase activity.
AGACUGUUACUCUCCGUACUUCCACGACAUGUUGCCAUGGAAAUGAAAGCCGACAUCGCCGGCCAACCUAAAGAAGCACAAUUCCACAAAAUCUACAUUCAAAGGCACGAUAACGUAAGCAUUCUAUUCGCCGAUAUAUGCGGAUUUACGACACUAUCCGAUCAGUGUACGGCCGAAGAAUUGGUACGAAUUCUGAAUGAACUCUUCGCUCGCUUUGAUCGUUUGGCGUUCGAGCACCACUGCUUGCGAAUAAAAUUGUUGGGCGAUUGUUAUUACUGCGUGUCCGGUUUGCCGGAAGCGAGACCGGACCACGCGCAGUGUACGGUUGAAAUGGGCUUGGACAUGAUUGACGCAAUUGCAUUGGUUAGGGAGGUAAUGGCCGUCAACGUGAAUAUGCGGGUGGGAAUCCAUACCGGGCGAGUACACUGCGGCGUUUUAGGAUUGCGAAAGUGGCAGUUUGAUGUUUGGUCGAACGACGUCACUUUAGCAAACUACAUGGAGAGUGGAGGAAUACCUGGGAGGAUUCAUAUAACCAAAGAGACUCUUUUAUGCCUAAAUGGGGAUUACGAGGUAGAGGCUGGAAAUGGUGGGGACCGAAAUACAUAUUUGAAGGACCAUAAUAUUGACACCUACCUUAUAGUUCCUAAGGACUCGUACAGAGCAACCAAGAGGCCUCACCAGGCAUUCACAAUGAAUGGAGACAUAUCAAAAGAAAUGCGAGUGAUGGGGCACGGAUCUCAGCAUGGGAAACAUGGCUCAAAUAUUACCUCCAGGUUGGGUUUUGGUGAUACAGUGGACGAGAAAAACCCAGAAGACGAAGUGAACGAAUACUUAAUGAAGGCGAUUGAUGCAAGAAGUAUAGAUCGAUUACGAACAGAGCACUGCAGGACUUUCCUGUUAAACUUUCGAGAUGCACAAAAGGAAGCAAAGGUAUGUGAGUAA